Trichogramma pretiosum is the source of this 1748-nucleotide messenger RNA. Its product is annotated as integumentary mucin C.1-like. Gene Ontology annotation, cellular component: cytoplasmic vesicle. Bases 728 to 1240 code for a protein of 170 amino acids. The record is from RefSeq and is a predicted model, not a curated record. Lineage: Eukaryota; Metazoa; Arthropoda; Insecta; Hymenoptera; Trichogrammatidae. The transcript is spliced from 3 exons.
GUUUUCUGCAGCUGCAGGCUGUGAACAAGCGUGCCGUAUCAGUCGGCCAGAGCGAGUGAUUCAAGCUCGAGGACCGCUACAGCCCGCGCACAGAGAUAACGUCGUAGUACGACGAUAUAUAUUUAUACACAUAUUACUCCCAGCCAGAGUAUAAACGAGUGAAAAAUACCGUCCGCGUUAUUAUAUUUAGCAGCAUAAUUUCCAUGAUAACGGAGCAGCGAGAGCGCGAGUGAAAGAGAGAAAGAGUGAAUCCCCGAAUAUAGAGUAUACUCGUUGCAGAGGUGGGGGAUUUUUGCGCGAUAAACAAAACGCCAGCACACGCGGUAAUUCUAUCCCAUCCCGUCGUCGUCGUCCGCGUAAAAACCAGACGUGGUUUUUCGCUACUGCUGCUGCCGUGCUAAGUGUGCGCUGAGCUCUGCCUACUCAGUGUAGUGUUUGACCGAGAGCUAUUUAUCGUUCGAUAAACAUAGAGCCGACGAGGCAUAUGAGACACUGUCCUAUAGAUUUUCGUAUAUAGCCAUAAAUACAGCACGCAUAACUUGCAAAUACGCAUUACGCACACGCGACGUGUAAAAGUUCUAUCUAUACAUAUAUUAUUAUAAUACGUGUUGAAUACGCAAUUUCGUGAGAGGAGCAUCAUCCUCGUACGUAGCGUGUUAUAUACGGUACGAGAGAAGCAGCAGACAUUCGCGUCGUGUGAUAUUAUCGUCAUUUUUGUUUCCUCGCGAUGAAGAACUUUUUUGUUGUCCUGUCGUUGCUCGCGGUGACGGCCACCGCGUUCGUUGCCCAGGCGAAACCAGCCGAACCAGGAUACAUUCCCCCUCAGCCAUCUUCUUCAAACACUACUACAGCAGUUCCACCAACUCCACCAACUACCAAGGCAACUACGACACCACCUGAGCCUACAACUUUAGCACCAAAUACAACAACGUCUGCACCAAUUACAACUUCUUCUACUACUACAACUACAACUACAACUACUACAACUACUACAACUCCUAAACCUCCACCCACAACUACACCUAUACCAACAUCAACAUCACCAUCUCCUGACCCAACAAAAGCUCCAGAUGGACCAACAACUACAUCUGUGCCACCGACGCCAUCGCAUGGAGGACGUCAGUUUGAUGGAUUGAGUUUUAUGGGUGGCAUAAUCUUGACAGCUUGCAUCGUUGGACUGAGCGUUGGAGGAUACAAAUUUUACAAAAUCAAAACUGAACGAAGUUAUCGUACACUUUGAGAGUACAUGCUGAUUCAAACUAUUUAAAAUGUGUUUACAUAAAACAAUAGUUUAUAAUAUCAGUGCUUAAAGCUCUCAUAUAAUUUUAGAUGAAUAAUAGCAACAUUGUAUUUUUUAUAUUGUUGGAAAAAAUAGAAUUUUUCAAAAUGUUAAAGUGCUCUUAGAAUAAUAUCGUGAAAUGAGAAUUUCAAUGUUAAUCUGCGUGUUUUUCAUUUUUGUUUUAAGCAAUUACUACUAAUUAUAAAAUGAUAUAUAUGUAAAAAUUUACUUUUAAUUUUGAAUGUCUUUCCAUUUUGUUUGAGCAUAUUAUGUGUUUUUUUCUGAGUUAUAUUUAAUGUUUAACAUUGUGAUCUAAAUGUUCAAUCUCUUUCAAUGAACUAAGUGGCUUAAAAGUGAAAUUUUCAACUCUGUGUCUGUUACAAUGGACAAGCCUAACAAGAUAAAAAAUAAUUAUAAUUUGUAUAUGAAUGUAUAAACUUGUAAGUUACUUUUUUAAUGAAAUAAAACU